AUGGCUUAUUACAUGGAGUUGCAUUAUUUUUGGUUACUUUUGGCCGCAUUAGAUCAAACAAUCAUUGCUACCGCUUUACCUAGUAUAGUUUCCGAUUUUAAUGGGUUGGAUCAAAUGGCAUGGGUCGCAACUUCUUAUCUACUCACAUUGACUUCAUUUCAACCAAUCUAUGGAAAAUUAUCUGAUAUUUUUGGUCGUAAAGCAACAUUCUUAUUUGCAAUUUCUAUUUUUGAAUUGGGCAGUUUAUUAUGUGGUAUUGCUAACAACAUGGUUUCAUUGAUAAUAUACCGUGCAAUCGCUGGUGUUGGAGCUGGUGGUAUCUUUGGACUUUCUUUGAUUAUUAUUGCUGACAUUGUCAGCGCUAAAGAUCGGGGAAAAUAUCAAAGUAUUAUUGCCGUGUGCUUUGGAGUUGCUUCCGUGGCUGGACCGCUCAUGGGUGGUGCUUUUACUGAUCAUCUUAGUUGGAGAUGGUGCUUCUUCAUUAAUCUUCCUCUAGGUGCAAUAGCAGUAAUCAGUGCAAUUGUUUUUCUUCACAUGCAAAGGCCAACUGGUUCAGUAAUCGAAAAAUUUUAUAGAAUUGAUUUCCUUGGCAUAAUCAUAAUGACUACAUCGACUAUUUGUCUCUUAUUACCACUUAAUUGGGGAGGUAGUACUUAUGCAUGGGAUAGUCCUGUGAUCAUAGGGCUUUUUUGUGCCGGCGCAGUUGGAUAUAUAAUAUUUGGUCUUGUUGAAAGCUACGUCGUUAAUGAGCCUGUUGCUCCACCAACACAAGCCGGAUUAGAUUACAUGCCCUAUGUUAUUGGCAUCACAGCAUUCUCAUAUCUAACUGGUCUAUUUUUCUCUCAAACAGAUAAAGUGUCGUAUCGAUGUGUAACUUUAGUUGCUGCAACAUUAAUAAUGACCGGUGCUGGUUUAAUCACUACGUGGAAUGAAAACACCGGAUAUGGUGAAUUUAUAGGGUAUUUGGUAAUUGGUGGUGCUGGAAUUGGUGCAAGUAUCCAAUCUAUUACAUUAUGCGUUCAAGAAUUGGUUGAGCGCAAGGAUAUAGCUUCUGUUACUACUUUGGCAUUAUUUUUUAGAAGUAUUGGAGCUGUCUUUGGAACUACAAUAACCGGAACAAUAUUUAAUAAUAAGCUUUCACAAGCAUUAAGUACAUUAACUUUACCUCCAACUUUUGCAGCAAAAUCUGUAUAUACUAUAAGAUUAUUACCAGCUGAAAUACAGCCUUCAGUUAUUCACGCUUAUGUAUUAGCAUUUCAAUUCGUUUUUUAUUUUAUAAUACUUUAUUGUGUAUUAAUGUUUAUUUUAGCUAUAUUUAUGGGAAAUCUUAAACCUAAGUUUAGAGAAAGUGAUGAAAAACAUGCUACAUUUGAAUAA
Messenger RNA from Dentiscutata erythropus, 1377 nucleotides. The record is from the annotation of a GenBank genome assembly. NCBI's taxonomy places the organism in Eukaryota, Fungi, Glomeromycota, Glomeromycetes, Diversisporales, Gigasporaceae.